CAGGGGAGAGAGAGAAAAUGAAACACAUACGUGGACCCUCUGAAACAUCAUUACGGAGAAUAGUCUCUUUUUUAUUGAAAGAGUGGAUAGUUUCUCGGGUUUGAUUCAACUUGUGGAAGCUUGAAAUAGUACUCCAAUGGCGACAGAAGCUCUGUUUAUCAGAGGAGCCAAGUCUACUGAUUACUUAUUUCCCUCAAUGCGGCGAGAGUCCACGACGAGCCGACAUCCUUUACGAGUUCUAGUGAGUUCUAAGAUUCGAGCUUCUAGCUCCACGGAUGGAAAGAAAAAUGCUUACAAAGAACUGGGUUUGUUUUCUUUGAAAAAGAAGAUUGAUGAUGUACUUCUUCGUGCUGAGAUGUUGGGUCCAACUGCCCUGGAACUUGAAGAAACAAGACGUAUUGCGCAAGAACAAAUUAUGCGUGACUUUAAUCUUUGGGAUGACCCUGAUAAAUCCAAUGAAAUUCUUGCUGAGUUGGCUGAUCGUGUGAGGGUGAUUGAUGCGCUGAAGGAUGUAAAAUACAAGGCUGAGGACGCAAAGCUUAUCACAGAGUUGUCUGAGAUUGAUGCUAUCACUUGUGGGCUUGUUGAGCAAGCAUAUAGUGCAUCUUUAGAUGUGAGCAUGCUCUUGGAUAAGUAUGAAAUGUCGAAGUUCCUUCAGGGUCCAUGUGAUGUAGAGGGAGCAUGUGUAAUUAUUAAAGCUGGAUUAGAUGGGACUGAGUCUGAGAAAUGGGUGGAAAAACUUUUGAGCAUGUAUAUCAAAUGGGCCAAGAAGCAAGGUCAUAGAGGCAGAGUAGUUGAUAAGCAUCCUUCUGUGAGUGGUGGCAUCAAAUCUGCAGGUAUUGAGUUUGAAUUUGAAAAUGCAUAUGGCUAUCUUUCAGGAGAGAGGGGUGUCCACCGCAUGAUAGGUUUUCAGAAUGGAUCUAUUGACAAUAAGGUUAGCUUAGCUGGUGUGGAUGUUGUUCCUCUUUUUCUUGGAGCAACUCCUGAUUUACAAAUAAAUGAUGAAGAUUUGAUUGUUUCGUCUCCCCCAUUGUUUGGAGAAAAGUAUGGAUUAUCUGAAGCUGCUGUUUGCAUUCAGCAUAUACCAACUGGCAUAUGUGUCCAGUCAACCGGUGAAAGGACACUCUUUGCUAAUAAGACCAAGGCCCUUAAUCGAUUGAAGGCGAAACUUCUAGUGAUUGCAGAGGAGCAAAAGAUUUCUGAUUUAAGCAGCAUCAAGAGAGAUGCCAUUGUUGAUGUGUGGAAGAACGAGACUAGAAGAUAUAUUUUGCAGCCUCGCAAGCUAGUCCAGGAUGUUAAAACAGGCAUUCAACUAACUGAUCUAAACUCUGUUUUGAAUGGAAAUAUAGAACCACUUAUUGGAGCUCGUUUCAAUUAUAGACAGUCAAGUAAUGUAGUCUGAACUCACAUUUCUGGUUAUCCUUGUUACGUACGAUGGAAUUUUAAGCCUCAAUCUUGUUCUGUAUCAUAUUAAAGUUCAAAAGAUUCUCAAUAUAUGAUGCUCAUAUCACAUGAAAGUAGUUGAUUAA
Messenger RNA from Tripterygium wilfordii, 1529 nucleotides. Its product is annotated as peptide chain release factor PrfB3, chloroplastic. The transcript has 6 exons. Gene Ontology annotation, molecular function: translation release factor activity. NCBI's taxonomy places the organism in Eukaryota, Viridiplantae, Streptophyta, Magnoliopsida, Celastrales, Celastraceae. The record is from RefSeq and is a predicted model, not a curated record. Gene Ontology annotation, biological process: translational termination. The coding region runs from base 137 to 1402 and encodes 421 amino acids.